Bombyx mandarina (wild silkworm) is the source of this 4858-nucleotide messenger RNA. RefSeq names its product E3 ubiquitin-protein ligase LRSAM1. NCBI's taxonomy places the organism in Eukaryota, Metazoa, Arthropoda, Insecta, Lepidoptera, Bombycidae. Gene Ontology annotation, molecular function: protein binding. Gene Ontology annotation, cellular component: cytoplasm. The record is from RefSeq and is a predicted model, not a curated record.
AAACAACAAAUGGACUUCAUGCAGACCAUUUUCGAAAUACAAAUUAAUUUAAUCUAUUAUUGUAGAUUUGAUAAGCUAAUCAGAUAGUACAUGUAUAAAUUGAAAGUGCGCAAGAUCACGGCUAUGUGUACCAAGUUUAGGUGACGGCUGGAUUAUCAUCGGCUUUUUAUUUUGAGACUUAUUAUUUGCCUGUUAAUGGGUUGUGCUGCAUCUUGCAUACAGGAAGCGACUAUGUCGUUGUUCGGGAGAUCUUCAAACAAUAUAGCUGACGAUGAUAGAGCUAAAUUGGAAAGGAAGCUGUAUGUUGCCAAAGAGUCCCCGGAGCCCGAAUUCGACCUUUCUGAUUGUAAUUUGCGACAAAUACCGUCCGGCACGUAUUCUAUUUGCAAGGUCUACAGAAAAGAAUAUAUAUAUUUACACAAAAACGAUUUACAUUCCUUGGAAGACGGCGGCCAGUUGUCUGAUUUGUAUCUUAUUAAAGUGCUCAACAUUAGUUCUAACAAAUUUUCUCAUCUUCCCAGUGACAUAAAAUAUUUAGUUAAUGUUACUGAGUUGUAUGUUAGUGAUAAUAUGCUAAAGAAUAUAACAGACAAUAUUCAAUACAUGGAGAACUUGCAAGUUUUGGAUGUUUCGAAUAAUAAACUAAAAAGUCUUACACCAGUUCUUGGCAAAUUGAAAUAUUUAAGAAAAUUGAACAUUACUGGUAACAGAGAAUUAACAGAAAUAUGUCCUGAAUUAUGUUUUGCAAGGAAUUUGAUUUGCUUGGAAUUGGAUAUGGAAUAUAUUACUUUUCCUCCAGUUGAGAUUUGUCAGCAGGGAACAAGAGAAAUAAUGAGGUAUUUAUGUAAUAAGAUGAAUGUGGAAUAUUCCCCAGCUGCUGAAGAAAUUGAAGUGUUUUCGAUUAGAACAUCUAAUUCUCUAUUGGAUCCGUUUGCUAAAGCACAUUCUACUACUUGGGAAGAACAAGAAGCUUCUAUUGUCGCUCAAGAGAACAAGAUACACAAAAUAGCUAAAGAACAAAGAGAAAAAUUCUUGUCAAAGGUUCUACAAGAACAAUUAGAGUUAGACUCUGAAAUAGCUAAAGUUCAUGAACAGAGGGAGACAGAAAGACAAAGACUGAUUAAGGCCAUUCAAGAUGAUGAAAAAGAAAUAGAAUGUUUGGUUAAUAAUUUCAUUCAAUUUGAAUACUUGAAACCAGAAAUAAUUCAGCAACAGCUUGCUCAUGAACAGGCAGAGCAUGAAAGGCUGCUUGAAAUAACCAAACAAAAUUAUGAUAAUGUAAAGAAAUCUGAGAUUUUGAAAGCAAUGGAAAUGCUCCUGGAGGAAGACAGGUCAAUACAAUAUUCUAAAAAACAUUAUGAAGACUCUUUGAAUAAUAUUAAGCAGAGCAUGUUGAUGCAAGAUGCAGAAAUAGCUGAUAAAGUAACAGAUUUAAUUAAAGCUAAAGAUCAAUCAAGGACAGUAUUAGUGCAACAGUUUCUUGAAGAUCAAGAUAUCCAAAAAGCUAUUGUUGCCUCUUUGCUGGAAAGGGUGGAUGCUAGAAGUUGGAGUUUGAAUCAAGAAAUAUCCUUGAUCUCAUCUCACCUUGCCAGGCUGAGUGUUAUAGAACAAGAGAAGAAGAAAUUACAUAUAGCAUAUAACUACAAUGAGUUGCUAAACCAGAGAGUGCAACUUGUGAACUUUUUGGAUGAUCUCUUCAAUCAACAAAAUAAACGGAGGAAGCAGCUAAUUCAAACUGUAAAAGAAAUGGAAAAUGAAAAAAGCCAAACGAAUGACUUUUGGUUGAAAAACUACCAAAAGUUGAUAGAAUCUGCCCCAAAGACUUUGUUAGAUGUUGGUAAAUGUUUAGAUCCAGUUUUUGCUAACUACUUGCUACAAGAAGGUGUUAUACACUGUUUACCAUUUUUGGUUAAAUUUUUGUUUUCUGGUGAUGUAUUAAGUAAUAUAACAUUGGAAAAAUUGAAAGAGAGUGGAGUUUCACUUUCAGCUGACAGAGAUGCAAUUAUGAGAGCAAUCAACUUUUACAUUGGUAUCAAAAAUUCUGAAAAUUCUAAUGCUAAUUAUGAACAACCAACAUCUAUACAACCAAGUGCUCCAAUAGAGGAUGUCGAUGAGAACAAUUGUACUGGAGUUGUAAAUGUAGUUGAAGAAUCUACUCUGGAAUCGGAGUGCGUGAUUUGUAUGGAUGCAAAAUGUGAGGUGGUGUUCAUACCAUGUGGUCACAUGUGUUGCUGUAAAGAUUGCGGGGGAGGUGUUGAAGAUUGUCCCAUGUGCAGAUGUAGUAUUGAAAGGACAAUCAAAGUUAUGAUGGCAUGAAACCUUGAAUCAGGAUCUCAAAAAACAAAUGAAUUAACUUGAAUAUCUUGAAGCAUUGUGGAGAAUGGAAAGGAUUCAAAGAAGUCACUAAUCUUUAGUAAUUUUGAUAAGAUAUCAUUAUGCUUUUCAUAUUAUUUAUGAACAUUGAUGAGAAAAAUAAUAAUACUGAAUUGAGAAGAAAAGUGUAGUCCUCAAUUUUGAAGGGUAUUUAAAAUAUUAAAGAUAAUACAAAUCAUAAUAUUGAUGAGUUAUACUGUAAUUAUCAAUUAUGACUAUAAAUAAAACAGGAAAAUGUUUUAAAUGUUUAUAAUGCAAUGAUGUAUUUGUGAGAAAACCCAAACCAAAAAUGUUAAUUAGUGAGGUAUUAUACAAAUUCAAACAUUAACUUUGGGCCUGUACCAUUUUUAAUAAUUUUUAAAUUAUAAAGAACAUUAAAAUUGUUAUAUUAAGAAAUGCAUAUAUUCCUUGCAAGAUGCCACUAUUUUGGUAUUUCGCUAUUAUAAAAUUUGCCUCAUUUGUUAUUAAAAAAUAAUUAUUAUUGUACUCAAUUUCAUGUUAUUGAUUAAGUAAAAAAAAAUGCUUCAGAGUAAUUGUAUACAGUUUCUGCAGAUUUGCUGUUACUAUCUGCUAAAUGGGCGCUUGUACAUUGAUAGAGUAUAUCGUAUUCAAGAAUGGUUAUUUUACACUUAUUGAUUGUACAAGGGCUUAUUGGUGGCUAACCGCGGAACUGAUUCACACUUUUGUAAUCAGGUGUAUUGGUAAUAUGGAGUAGGUUAUUUUUGAAAUAUCUAUAUUAUAUUACCAUAUUUGGUAUAUGGUAUAUCACCUACCACAGUUAUUUAUUAUGAAACUAUAAUCCACGAUAGCAAAACAUUUUAUUAUAAAAAGCUUGGAAACUUUGAGUCAACAUAUAGAGACUUGUGAUCUUUGUGUUUUACUGCGUCUUUGUUAGGUACUGCUCUGAGGAAUUAAAUGGUGGGGCGACUUGUGUCUCUGAAAAUUGUGAUAUCCAUAUAAUCACUUAACAUAAGGCGGGCAAUAAAGUUAAUAGCAAAAAAAUUAUACUAACUUUAUACCAAUUAAAUAUCCCAGGAGCAAUUUUUUAAAAUAUAGGUACUACUGGUUUAAUGAUGAUGAUAAUGAGGUAAUAACAAUGAAAUAUGAGAAGUUAAAUAAUAUUAUUUACACUAUAAUAUCAUUAUAGUAUUUUUUUUCAUAUAGUAAUUACACAUUGUUUUAAAAUAACGUUUAGUAAUACUAGAUGUGUUACUAAAUAUUAUUUGAAGGUAAUAAUAUUUCCCUACAAUAGAUAUCAUGUUGUUUUAAAAAUUACUUAAUAACGUGUUACUAUAAUCUAAAUUACUUACGCUCAUUGUAAUUAGUCGGAUUGAGAUAUUAUAUUCAUUAGCUUGUGUUAUUUCGAUUGUAUUUUUACUCACUGCAUAGUAUUAUUGUUUUAUUAGGCGGCGCAUAUAUCAACUAAGCUUAUUAUAAUUCCAAAUCAGGAGUUUCUUGUUAAGUUCGGACAGAUCGGACUAAGAUUAUAGCGCGUUUUUUUAUAUUUGUGGGAUUACUGUUGACCCGUAGGCCUUUUUAGUUUCACCAGGACAGGAGCGUGUUUUAUGCUCACACGGUAUCACGCUUUCUAUCCAUUUCUACUACUAAGCAGCCAUAUCUUCUGGCUUAAGACCGGUAGAUAGAUAAGCAAAAAAACAGACUAUUAUUUAAGUACUUUACUGGUAAUAAAAAAGUUAUUUAUUAAAAUAUGUCGUCGUUGAGUUUCUGAUACAGUAACCCUUGAUUUCACCUGGCCUGUGUGCUUAGCGCCCUAGCGGUAAACGUAGGGGCGCUGUUCCAAAUCCAUACAAAUUUGAGAUAAUUUUUGUCCUUACGGAUCAUAUGCUAGUGUUAUUGGAUCAUUUGGAUCUGAUAUCCAAUAACCCUUGCAUUAGACGCCUACAGCUCUCACACUAGGAGCCGGUUUAGGGACCCCAGUAGCCAUACUCGUGGAACUCGGCAAAGAGUUCGACGUGCAACCCUAACCUAAACAUCAGCCCGCUGAGUUUCUCGCCGGCCUCAGGGCCACCAGUAAUCCUUCAAUCAUAAAAAAAAGAUAACUUUUACGAGAUCAAGAAGUUAAAAAACUCUCACAACUGGUAGAGUGAGAAAGUAAGUGCGGUCGUUGUCACCGCGCCGAUCACUUUUUGCUUGCUUUGCUCUUGCCUAAUAGGUAGGGAAAAAAGAUCACAUCCACCGGCCACUAUUAUUUUUGCGGUUCAUACAUUUCUAAAAUCGCUCGGAAAUGUCCUGAAUCUUAUUAAGACUCUUUGUCAAUCUAACGGAUUGUGCCUUGGUACCUUACUAUUUAUAUAUUUGUAUCGCUGUAUUGUGUUUAACUAUAGAGUGUACAUAUUCGAAUGUUGAUGAAAACGGCUGUGAGUACAUACGUUAAGGUACGCAUAAAAAUAUUUCAAAAUAUUUUAACGGUAGGCAGCGGCUUGGCUCUGCCCCUGGCAUUGCUGAAGUCCAUGGGCGACGGUAA